Triplophysa rosa is the source of this 1477-nucleotide messenger RNA. It is a transcript of the gene nob1, whose product is annotated as NIN1 (RPN12) binding protein 1 homolog. The transcript has 9 exons. Gene Ontology annotation, biological process: ribosomal small subunit biogenesis; maturation of SSU-rRNA. NCBI's taxonomy places the organism in Eukaryota, Metazoa, Chordata, Actinopteri, Cypriniformes, Nemacheilidae. The record is from RefSeq and is a predicted model, not a curated record. The coding region runs from base 37 to 1383 and encodes 448 amino acids. Gene Ontology annotation, molecular function: RNA endonuclease activity. Gene Ontology annotation, cellular component: preribosome, small subunit precursor.
UCUCGCGAGACUGACGCGAUUGGCAGCUCGAUCAAGAUGGCGGCUGCUAUGGUGGAGCAUGUUGUGGCAGAUGCUGGCGCUUUCCUCGUUAUAGCUCCUCUGCACGAAAUUGGAAAGAACAUCUACACCUUGAAAGCUGUUGUUGAAGAAAUUCGGGACAAACAAACUAAAAGGAACUUGGCCUUCCUUCCAUACAAACUGAAUUUUAAAGAACCUUUACCAGAGUACAUACGACUUGUCACAGAAUUUGCUAAAAAGACAGGAGAUUACCCCAGUCUGUCAGCCACGGACAUCAAAGUCUUAGCCCUGACUUAUCAACUGGAAACUGAAAAUGUGGGUACUGACCAUUUGAAAAAAGAGCCUGAGAAAAAGGUUCAAAUAUGCAGCACAAAAAGGCAUCCAGAGACUCCUGCUGAUAUUGCUGGUUUCCACUAUCCAUCAAAAUCAACAGGUAAACAGGGCGCUGUUGUCAAAAAUUCACCUACAGCGAAUGAACCACGAGACACAGACAGUUCAGAGUUCAACACCUUUCAGUUCUGGAGGAACCCUCUGCCCAGCAUUGAGACUGACCUGCUGGAGUUACUGGCGGCAGACAAGGUCACGGUGAAAGACGGUUUUGGAGAUGUCACAAAGAAGCUGCACUCUUUUGAUCUGUCAGCUGACAGUCAUGUGACUGAGUCUGAAGACCACGAUGGCAUUGAUGGAGGUGAACAUGAGGAAGAGGGAGAACAAAGUGAUGAAGAGGGCAAAGAUGACGAUGGUGGGGACUGGAUUACUCCUGGCAACAUUAAACAAGUACAGAUGCAGGCCGGUGACUGUGGACCCUCAGCAGAUGUCAAAGUGGGUUGUGUGACCACAGAUUUCGCCAUGCAGAACGUAUUGAUUCAGAUUGGACUGCAUGUGCUUUCGGUGAACGGGAUGCUCAUCAAACACACCAGGAGCUACAUUCUGCACUGUUUCGCCUGCUUAAAGACGACAACAAACAUGAACAAGACUUUCUGUCCACAUUGUGGGAACAACACAUUGAAGAAGAUCGCCGUCGCCAUUAAUGAAGAUGGUUCCACGCAGAUGCAUUUUUCCAGGAACCCUAAAGUGUUGAAUCCAAAAGGAAAGAGGUACUCUCUACCUCUGCCACAAGGAGGAAAACACGCAUCUAACCCUCAUCUGGUGGAAGACCAGCGGUUCCCGCAGCAGAGGGUUUCUAAGAAAGCUCGCCAGAAGACUGAUGUGCUUGACCCGGAUUAUAUUGCUGGCAACUCUCCGUUCUCCGAGCAUGAUGUCUACAGCAGGUCGGCCAGCUUACACCUGCGGGAGGGCCAGACCGGAGGAGGCAAACGACGGAUAAAUCCUAAUGCGGCACGCAAAAAAUUUGUUAAAAAGUGAAUGUGCUCGCACUACUCUGUCAUUGUGGAAAAACGGACUUUAGAAGCUUCCGACGAUAUUCUUCAUUAAAAUGGUGUAUUUACCUUUAAACCUU